Eucalyptus grandis is the source of this 567-nucleotide messenger RNA. Its product is annotated as GTP-binding protein SAR1A. Gene Ontology annotation, biological process: intracellular protein transport; membrane organization; endoplasmic reticulum to Golgi vesicle-mediated transport. Gene Ontology annotation, cellular component: COPII vesicle coat; endoplasmic reticulum exit site. Lineage: Eukaryota; Viridiplantae; Streptophyta; Magnoliopsida; Myrtales; Myrtaceae. Gene Ontology annotation, molecular function: GTPase activity; GTP binding. The record is from RefSeq and is a predicted model, not a curated record.
AUGACCCUUAUGUUGUGGUUUUCUAGUUUAGUUGUUUCUAUUGGUCUGUGGCAGAAGGAAGCGAAGAUCUUGUUCCUGGGGCUAGAUAAGUUAGGGAAGACCACUCUGCUUUGAAUGUUGAAGGACGAGAGAUUGGUUCAGCACCCACCCACCCAGUUCCCGACUUCAGAAGAACUAAGUAUAGGGACUUUUGACUUAGGUGGUCACCGGAUCGCUCGUAGAGUCUGGCGGGACUACUAUGCUAAGGUUGAUGGGGUGGUGUACCUGGUCGACGCUUACGACAAGGAUAGAUUCGCCGAGUCAAAGAAGGAGCUGGACGCUCUCCUCACGGACGAGUUGCUGGCGAACGUCCCAUUCCUCGUCUUGGGAAACAAGAUCGACCUCUCUUCCGCUGCGUCAGAGGACGAACUGCGGUACUACUUGGGCCUCACCAACUUCACCACCGGGAAGGGCAAUGUCGACCUCGCCGGCACCAACGUCCGCCCUCUCGAGGUCUUCAUGUGCAGCAUUGUGCGCAAGAUGGGCUAUGGCGAGGGCUUCAGAUGGCUCUCUCAGUACAUCAAAUGA